Mya arenaria is the source of this 5052-nucleotide messenger RNA. RefSeq lists its product as uncharacterized. Gene Ontology annotation, molecular function: 2-oxoglutarate-dependent dioxygenase activity. The record is from RefSeq and is a predicted model, not a curated record. The coding region runs from base 115 to 1548 and encodes 477 amino acids. Lineage: Eukaryota; Metazoa; Mollusca; Bivalvia; Myida; Myidae. The transcript is spliced from 10 exons.
AAAAUGGCAGCCGCCGCAAGCGCCAAUUAAUAACACGAGAACAAAAUGUUGAAAAUUGUUCGAAAACACGAUAUUUACUCCAAUUUUGCGAUUUGAAUUUCAUACAGAGUGAAGAUGUCCUGGACAUUCAUGCUUCUGGUUGUGCUGUAUGCACUAGGACCAAGUGUGAUCGGUGGUUUAAAGAGGCUUGGGACUCACAGUAAUCCAGCUAAAGGUGUGACUGUUCUUGGAGGCAAGUUCCCGCCCCCUGCCGUGUUCUAUAACCAUUUUAUGCGUGGCAGUGAACCACUCCUGAUGAAAAACGUCCUCAAUGAGACUGACUUCCCUGCCUUUAACAAGUGGACUGAUACCUACCUUCGUGACUUCUAUGGUGAUGAGCUGGUACGUGUUGAGAUGCAAAAGAAGGAGCAGCGUGGGGAGGAGAGACUGCCAAUACGCCUCAGGAGAUUCCUCGACAUCUACGAGACAAGAGACAUGUACCUGGUACACAACCUCCCACAAGCCAUGUAUGAUGAGGUGUUUGUUCCGUUCUCACUGCGGUGUAACAGCCUGCGAGACGUGAUCCAGGAGGCUGUUCUGUGGAUGAGCAGUGGGGACACAGACUCUGUCCUGCACUAUGAUGAUCUACACAACAUUCUCUGCCUCAUUGACGGACAGAAAGAUGUAGUCCUCUAUGACCAAGCUUACAAAUCGAUGGUUGAGGCUGUGGGUUGGGUUGAUGAGGGUGCAUACAGUGAACUGGACCCCACAGCUGCAGACCCUGCCCAAUACAGUGCCCUCUAUAGGGCACCCUGGUACCAGCUAAACAUGCGCAAAGGAGACUGUGCCUUCAUACCAAAACGAUGGUAUCACUACAUUCACUCUCCUAAAGGGCGUAAUCUUGCUGUGAACCUGUGGUUCUCCCACCUGUGGUACUUCAACCAGACUGGCUGUGAAGAUCUGAAGCGGGAAAACGAGCCACUCAACAACUUCCACCUCGCUUCACCUAACCAGCAACUCCGAUCAGAAUUCUUUUCGCCAUUUGGCACACGGCAGGAAGUGAUCAAGAGGAAGUUCAUAGCUGAUUGUUGGUGUACAGACAAACAGGAUGCAGAAAGAAUGUUUGACUUGCUGAACAAGAACGGUGACAUCAAGCUGACAUGGGAGGAGAUGUACGCGGACAACUUUGACAAGCUGGUCAAGAAAUUCCCACAAUGCUUUGUGCGGCCAUCCAUGAAGACGGAAAGGAAGAAUCAUAUGGAAAUGACAGAGACACCUCAUGAAACUGAUGCAACUGUUGUUACGGAGAUAGCCCCAGCUGUAGAACAUACUAAGAGUACAACUGUGGCUGAGACAGAUUCUAAUGACAAUAUCAACAAAGAUAAAGAUACAGAAAAACCUGUAGGCAAGAGUGUGGUGGACAAUCUUGAUAGUGUUAAUAUAGAUAAUAAAGAUGUGUUCAUAGAAAAAGGUCCAGAGACAGAUAAGGAGACAGUAGAUGUUGAUGAAAAUAGGUCGGAAACUGUAAAGGACUCUGUCAGACAACAUGUAGAUCAUGAUGAAUUUUAGGGUGAAGAUAUUGAAAUGUUGUGUGCUGGAUUGCAACAGUAGGUUCAUAAAAUUAAGGUUGUGACUUGUGAGCUGUCAUAUUAUUAUCAAUAUGUGUGGGUGUUAGAUUAUUUUUGUAGAGCAGUGUGUUUCAAAUACCUGUGUAAGGAAACCUUAAUUCUUUGUCCCACAUUCAAUUACAAAUGAAAUGUAUAUGAAUGUAGCAUUGUAAACAGAGCAGAGGAACCAAACAAGAUACAAGAACAUGAAUGCAAACAGAGAAACCACAUCACACACAUCUUGUAUGUAUGUCUAUCAUGUACAACAGCAGUGUUGUAUUGAAACAUUACAGACACUUACAAACAUUAAAUAGUUUGUUGUUAGCCACAGAAUCUCAUGUCAUUCAUUAAAGUGAGCAAGCUUUACCCCAGCAACACAUACUGGUACUGUAUACUCUUGACUGUAUGUGUAUAUUUAGUGUAAGACUUUCAAGUGUGUGUGUUACAUUCCAUUAAAAUAUAUUUUGCUCAAAUUUGGUUAACAUACAUGUAAUAAUCUUAAGAUUGCUGUUAUGUUUUAUUAUAAAUCUUUGUUAAGGUAUUGUUGCAUUAAUGUUUUAAUGGGUCUUUUGCUUGCCACAUCAUUGUAAUGGGACUUUUGCGUGCAUUUCAGUUUUGUGAAUGUUUGCAUCUUACAUUCUUACAUGUUUAAUGAUUUAAGCCAUGGAAAAAAAAAAAAUAAUACAGUUAUAAUCAAUCAAACAGGCGGAUGUUCAAGAACUGGAGAUUGGUCAGGCUCGAGGCUUCAUCCCGACCAUUAUUCCUUCUUUUUUCAUAUAAAAUAUGAUGAUGAAUAAAAAACUAAGUUAAUUGAAGACCAGGAGGUUAUUUCACACAUUUUCCCUAAAGCGUGUUCGUAAAUAAACAAACAAUUGCAGGUGUUAAAAUUUCUCAAGUUGACAGAUGAAAGAAAAUUUGAUAAGAUGUGAAAAACUGAUUAUGACUGUUUACAUAUGACCGCUAUUACUUGAUGAGGGUUCACCAGUUCCACGACAGACACAAUGCGCCAAUUAUCCAUCCUUGACUUUGAACUUAAAUCUGACUAUUGUCAUAUUCCAAUGUUGCUUUUUGAAAAUGUGUAAUUGUUUUUGGAAAUUUAAGCUUUUUAUUCACAUUUAGCUUAUGACAGCCUUUUAAUAUAAUAUUGGCAAUUUCCACUAGGCAAUGCAUAAUCGGUGCCAAAGUGAACAACCAGUAUCACAACUUCAAACUUUGAAAAUAACUUGGAAGACAUUUCAUAACAUACUAAAAUGGGAACUUGGGUGGCAUGAAACAUCCGAACACUCCAGGUUUUAACUUGGACCCAGGGGUCCUCAAGUGACCGCAGUUUUACUGUAGUACACAAAGUGCUUUAAAGAAUAAAAAAUAAAUGUUUAAGCAUAUUUGUUAAGAUUCUACUACUGUGACUUGUCUUACACAGUUUCUGCAUUAUAAUGUAACCUACAUAGCAUGGCAGUCAUACCAGGAUAAUAUAAUCCUAUGUUUACUGCAGUGUAACACUUAAAUUUACGCACUCUAACUUUUGUAUUUGUUAUCCAAAGUUUAUCAAACAAAGAUAAUAUUUAUUAGGUCAAUAUUGGAAAUGACUAUGAUCAUAAGCCAGAUUCCUCAUUUAAUUUGUGUCCCUUCACUUGUCAACAUGACCAAAUUCACUAGGUUGCUCUAGGAGCAUAUUUUAUCCCAAAUUUACCAAACUUCGCUACAAUGUUCAUGGAUUUAAUAUCUUGCCUGAGUUGAUCAACAGCCAGAUCACACUGUUCACACUAGAGUUAUGGCCUUUUCCUAAAUUUGACCAGUUAAACUUUGACUGUCCUCUCAUAGUCAUACCUUUAUUAUCCAAUCCUUUACAAAUGGGCUAACAAUGGUAUGUAGAUAAUGGCAUUUGAUUUUGAUAAUUUUUCAAUUACUUUUCAUAUGUUAUAAAAAGGAAUUGAUUUUUAGCUCUACUGGGCAAAGGCCAGAAGAGCUUAUGAGAUGGUAAUGUGUACGUAGUAUGUGCAUCCGUGCAUCUGUAAACAAUUGCUUGUGAACACGAUACAGUCUUCAGUUUUGAUUGUAUCUCGAUGAAACUUGUACAGUAUUUAGAUAUCCAUUAGAGCUCGGUUCUUUGCAAAAACCAGCCAGAUUUGACCAUGCAUGCCUAGAUUAUGGGCCUUGAAAGAAUUAAAAAAUCAGUUCAUCUGUAAACAAUUGCUUGUGAACAUGAUACAGUCUUCAGUUUUGAUUGUAUCUCGAUGAAACUUGUACAGUAUUUAGAUAUCCAUUAGAACUCGAUCCCUUUAAAAAACCAGCCAGAUCUGCCCAUGCAUGCCUGGAUUAUGGGUCUUGAAAGGAUAAAAAAUGCUAUUUUAAGCUAAGUCUAUUUUUAGCCAAGUCUACAUGAGCGAAGUCUAAGACCUCGGCGACGUUGGCGUAGGCCCAGGGAAGAGUUCUCUUUCCUUUGUAAGGGACGGACCCCCCCUCCCCCCUAUAUUGGGAAAUGUUAAAAACCUUUUUGUCUGAAACCACUAUGCAAAUCCUUGCUAUUUUGAACAAGGCUUUAUUUAGUGGUCCACUACCAUGGUUGUUCAAAUCAUGCCCCUUGGGUCAAAACUGGCACUGCCCUGGGUGUCACUAUUUUCCUAGAGACUUCUUUAAGAAAUAUUUUCAAAAUCUUCUUGUUUCAAACCACAAGGCCCAUACCUUUGAUAUUUGUUGUGGAGCAUCAUAUGAUGCAAUUGAAAACAUUUGAAAUAAUGCCCCUUGGGCAAAAGCUGGCCCCACCCCUUUUGACUUACUUAUUAAUUUUUAAAGCUACAGUAAUGGAAUCUUGACCAUGUGAACAGUUUUGCAAACAAGCAUUAAUGUUGUCCUUGGAUGUCCUUGACUUUGACCUUUGACCGACUUUUUUAUUUUUAAAGCUACAGAAAUGAAAUUUUGACGAUGAGUACAGUUUUGAAAGCAAAUAUUUUUUACCCUCGGAUUACCUUUACUUGCCACAUAUUAAAAUAGUUCAUGCAACUAAUCUGCUUACAACACUUCCUGUCCUCAGAUGUUGAACGUGCAGCGUUUUCAGCUAACCCAAACACUAAAAGUGAACUAUAUAUUUGUUGCCUAUUACUCAAACGUACAUGCUCUGGAUUGAAAAUGACCACAAGAGCCAUGCCAGUAGAGCGUAGGCCCUUUUGGGCCUCUUGUUUGUAAAUAUAUCUGCAUUCACUAUUGUGCACAAAAUAUUACUACAUAAUAUUGUGACAGGCGGAAUAUAUAUAAUGCUGAAUUCUAGUUUUAAUUGUACGUGCAAGUAUAUCCCAAUGUGUUCUAGAAAACCUGUAAUUAAUUUCUUUGUUUUUGCAAGUUUAUUAUUGAUAUUUAAAAGAAAUGAAGCUUAUUAGUUUAUAUUUUGUCAUAAUAUACACAUAACUAUUAUUUAUAUUAUAUUACAUUUAUAUUUUUUUGUAAUAAAAAGUCAAUGGCAUUCCAGUUA